Molecule: messenger RNA, 1080 nt
Organism: Triticum turgidum subsp. durum (durum wheat)
Lineage: Eukaryota; Viridiplantae; Streptophyta; Magnoliopsida; Poales; Poaceae
Source: the annotation of a GenBank genome assembly
AUGUCGCAAUCGAAUCAGUCACGGCGGCUGCAAAUCAGAACACACACGGGGUGGAUGGAAUGCCGCCAUGACAUCGGCACCUUCGCCCCCGGCUUGCUCUCCAUCUACGAAUCCCUCAAGCCGUCAGAGGAUCACAUGUCCAAGCAGAGCCGGCUCAUCGACUCCCUAACAAAGUCAGUGAGCAAAGAAUGGCCCAACGCCCAGCUGCAUCUCUACGGAUCAUGCGCCAAUUCCUUUGGAACUUCCCACAGCGACGUCGAUGUCUGCCUCGAAAUCGAUAUCGGCACGGGGAGCGAGGUGGAGCUUCUUCUGCGGCUGGCGGAGAUCUUGCGCGGCGAUAAUUUCGACAGUGUGGAGGCGAUUACCAGUGCUAGAGUGCCCAUUGUGAGGAUGUUGGAUGCAGGGAGUGGCUUCUCUUGUGACAUUUGCAUCAACAAUCUGCUUGCUGUCGCCAACACGAAGCUUCUCAAGGAUUAUGCGCAGAUAGAUGGUAGAUUGCUUCAGCUGGCCUCCAUUGUCAAGCACUGGGCCAAACUGAGGGGUGUCAAUGAGACAUACCGCGGAACCCUCUCCAGCUAUGCUCAUCAUGGAUUUGCCCCAUUUGACACUGUGCAUGCAUAUGAUAUGGAUGGUUGUAUUUGGAUGGCUCAUCACCAUCAUUCAAUUAUGGCUAUGGAACCCACAUAUACCAUGGUUGUUGAUGACACUGAAUGCGCUUAUUUCGACGAAGUUCAUCAGCUUCAUGAUUUUGGGGCUGAAAACAAGGAGACCGUCGCGGAAUUACUCUGGGCAUUUUUCCAUUACUGGGCAUUCCAGCAUGAUUACAGGAAAGAUGUCAUCUCCAUCCGUAUGGGAAAGAUAAUCAGCAAGAAGGAGAAGAACUGGACGACUCGCAUUGGAAACGACCGCCAUCUGAUCUGCAUCGAGGACCCUUUCGAGACCGGCCAUGACUUGGGCCGCAUAGUCGACAGGCAGACAAUCAGGAUCAUCAGGGAGGAGUUUGAGAGAGCCGCUGCCAUGCUGCAGCAUGAUGAUGAUCCUUGCUCAACCCUUUUCGAGCCCUACAAUUAUGAAAACUAA